Taeniopygia guttata (zebra finch) is the source of this 720-nucleotide messenger RNA. It is a transcript of the gene NRN1L, whose product is annotated as neuritin 1 like. Lineage: Eukaryota; Metazoa; Chordata; Aves; Passeriformes; Estrildidae. The record is from RefSeq and is a predicted model, not a curated record. Gene Ontology annotation, cellular component: plasma membrane. Gene Ontology annotation, biological process: nervous system development; neuron projection extension.
GGGCGGGGCGGACGGCGGGCACGGAGCACACGGCGGCGGCGGCGCGGGGUCCGCACCAUGGGCGGCGGCUGCUGGCGGCUGCUGGGCGUCGUGUGCCCGCUGCUCCUGCACCUCGCCGCGAGCCAGGAGCCCGUCAGCAUGGCGGGACAGUGCGACACCAUCUACAAGGGCUUCGCCGAAUGCCUGCUCAGCCUGGGGGAGAGCAUGGCCCGCAGCGUCCGGCAGCAGCAGCAGGAGGAGGGCGGCGACGAGGCGCAGGAGCUGGAGGCCAUCUGCAAGUCCUGGGAUGAGUUCCACACCUGCGCCAGCGAGGCGCUGUCGCGGUGCCCCGUGGAAGCGGCCACGGUCUGGGAGUCGCUGCGCCAGGAGUCCCGCAAGAUCCAGUUCCAGGGGAACCUGCAGGAGCUGUGCAGCGCCCGGGGCCGCCUGGCCAGCGCCCAGAGCUCGCCGGCCUCUGAGACCAACCAGGCCACGCUGCGGGGCUCGGCCACCACCCUGCACCCCCGGCUGCCGGUCCUGCUGGCCCUGCUGACCCUGCCGGCCCUGCUGGCCCGGCUCUAGCCCUGCCCGGCCGCGGGUGACCAGGCGAUGCCGCCUGCCCCGGCUGCUGGCCGGUCCCGCCGCGCCCACCUCCCACCCGGGCAUCCCUCGCCGGGCACGGUCCGCUCCUGCAGCACUUCAGAUGGAUUUAUAUUUAUAUUAAAAGACACUUUUACAUUU